Molecule: messenger RNA, 2030 nt
Organism: Cornus florida
Lineage: Eukaryota; Viridiplantae; Streptophyta; Magnoliopsida; Cornales; Cornaceae
Product: serine/threonine-protein kinase AtPK2/AtPK19-like
Exons: 6
Coding region: 490-1860 (456 amino acids)
Biological process (GO): protein phosphorylation
Molecular function (GO): ATP binding; protein serine/threonine kinase activity
Source: RefSeq, a predicted model, not a curated record
UCAGAACCCCCUCCUGUGAGCUUGUCUUCCCCCGUCCUUUUGAAGUUGGUUCAACUCCCAGAGGGCCUAAUUAUUGUGCCGUAAUACACGUGUGAUAAUAUCCAUGAUCUGUAUAUGCAUUCCUCAAUUAUUGCGCCGUUGCAAUCUCUCUCGUCUCUCUUCCUUGUUUUGAUAUCACAGAGAGCUGCAAUCUCUCUCUCCGCUUCUUUGAGAUCACAAGACACAGUUCUCACCUCUCUCUCUCUCUCUCUCUCUUCAUUUCUUUGAGAUCAGUGACAGUUCUCUUUCUCUUGCUUUGAGAUUAGAGACAGAGUUCUCACCUCUCUCCUCUGGUCGAUCUCAACCUCCCCUUUUCUCUCUCUAAAAUGUAAUCCCGUUCUCACAGCCCGCCUUGAGUUCAUUCUAGGCUGGCUUUUGAUCCCAAUUGCCACUCUCUCUCUCUCUCUCUCUAUAUAUAUCCACACAUAGUCACAUACACACACUGUGAACAUGAUUUCUACAACUCAAAAGAAAGCACUCCACUCAAUUCUUGCAAGCAAGCUCAACAAGCUCACAAUCCCACCCUCCUCCGACGAAGAAUUCCACUUCUCCGAUUUAUUCGGCCCUCCAACAUCUUCAUCACCUUCAUCUUCAUCUUCGCCGUUCCUUGGCGAUCCCCCAAUCAUCCACAACCGUUCUCACUCCUUCGUUGGCCCUUCGCCCCGAUUCGCCGUCUCCAAUUCCCUCCCCGAAAUCGACUCCGAAAGUUCCGACGAAUAUGGGGAUGACGAAGAUAGUGGAAUUGACGCCGUUAGGGUUGUGGAGAAGGGGGAGGAUGGGGUGGAAGUGUGCAGAAUUGGGCCUGGGGAUUUUGAGAUUUUGAGGGUUGUUGGAAAAGGCGCUUUUGGGAAGGUGUUUCAGGUGAGGAAGAAGGAUAGGGAUGGAAUUAGUGGUAUUGGUGGGGACAGUGGUGAUGGGAUUUUUGCAAUGAAAGUGAUGAGGAAAGAUACUAUUAUAAAGAACAAUCAUGUUGAUUACAUGAGGGCUGAGAGGGAUAUUCUCAUCAAACUUGUGCAUCCCUUUAUUGUUCAGCUUCAAUAUUCUUUUCAGACCAAGUCAAAGCUGUAUUUGAUUCUGGAUUUCAUUAAUGGAGGACAUCUCUUCUUUCAUCUAUACCGACAGGGGAUCUUCAGUGAGGAUCAAGCAAGAAUUUAUACUGCCGAGAUAGUAUCUGCUGUUUCACAUCUUCACAAGAACGGGAUUGUGCAUCGGGAUCUUAAACCUGAAAACAUUCUCAUGGAUGCCGAUGGGCAUGUUUUGCUAACUGAUUUUGGCCUCGCAAAGGAAAUUGAUGAAUCGAACAGAUCAAAUUCUAUGUGUGGGACCGCAGAGUACAUGGCUCCAGAAAUCUUACUUUCUAAAGGCCACAAUAAAGAUGCAGAUUGGUGGAGUGUUGGUAUUCUCUUGUAUGAAAUGCUAUCUGGACAGCCGCCAUUCACACAUGCAAAUAGAAAGAAGCUUCAGGAGAAAAUAAUCAAUGAGAAGGUGAAGCUUCCGCCACGCCUAACGAGCGAAGCUCACUCCUUGCUCAAAGGACAGUUGUUGCAAAAGGAACCAUCAAAAAGGUUAGGCAGCGGGUCUAGAGGAGGAGAUGAGAUCAAAAGUCAUAAAUGGUUUCGGCCAAUCAACUGGAAGAAAUUGGAGUCAAGAGAAAUGCAACCGAAGUUCAAGCCAGACGUGACUGGGAAAAAUUGCACGGCCAAUUUUGACAAGUGUUGGACAGCAAUGCCUCUAGAUGACUCACCGGCUCCCACACCAACGGCAGGUGAGCAUUUCGAGGGCUAUACUUAUGUGGCACCUAACCCUUGGCUUUCUAAAUGAAGUGAUGCUAGUGAGCUACCCAAUUAGGGGUCUUAGUCCUUGUAAGUUCAUUUUCUCCAAUAAAUUAUAGAUAGAUAUGACACAUCCACUAUCAUGUAUAAUAUAUUUAUUCUUCCAAUAUUUGUGCAUUUGUGACUCCCUUUUAUUUUAAUUGUUUAUCUGUUUUUACU